Messenger RNA from Cydia splendana, 2591 nucleotides. RefSeq names its product cytochrome P450 6B2-like. The transcript has 2 exons. Lineage: Eukaryota; Metazoa; Arthropoda; Insecta; Lepidoptera; Tortricidae. The record is from RefSeq and is a predicted model, not a curated record. Gene Ontology annotation, molecular function: heme binding; oxidoreductase activity, acting on paired donors, with incorporation or reduction of molecular oxygen; monooxygenase activity. The coding region runs from base 68 to 1666 and encodes 532 amino acids.
AGGGUCAACGACAUUUAACCAAAUACAGGCUAUUAUUAAAACACCAGUCUAUACAACUUUUAGAAUCAUGGCCACCAACAUCAUAAUAACACAUAACACAACGAUACCGUUCAGUCGCUCUAACGCACACAAAAUGCUCACUACGAUACUACUCGCGUCUCUCAUUUUACUAGUUGCGUAUUUAUACUAUGUGUCAACUAAGAAAUUUAACUACUGGAAGAAAAGGGGAGUUCCAUACGCAAAACCUGUUCCUUUACUCGGGAAUUAUGCCGGUUAUAUAUUGACCAAGGAAUACAUAGGCUCCGAGGUGCAGAAAUUAUGCGAGAAAUUCCCGAAUGAACCCUAUUUUGGAGCAUUUUAUGGGACGGAACCAGUUUUGAUACCACAGGACCCUGAAAUCAUCAAGCUGAUUUUGACGAAAGACUACGCAUAUUUUAGCGGCAGAGAAAUCACCGAUUAUUACCACAGUGAAACUAUUACGGAGAAUCUUUUCUUUUCAGGCGGGGACAGAUGGAAAGUUUUAAAGCAGAAUCUUUCUCCAUUAUUCUCUAUAAAGAAGAUGAGGAACAUGUUCCAUCUGAUAGAGAAAUGUUCUAAAAUGCUGGAAGACAUGAUUGAUUACGAAUUAGCAGAUUCAGAAGUAGCAGAAGUGCGUUAUUUAAUGACAAGAUAUACUUUGGAUGCCAUAUGUUCUGUAUCUUUUGGCGUUGACACAAACCUUAUGGAGAAAGACUGUACCAACAAAAACAAUCCUUUUAGAAUCAUGGGUAAUAUGAUCUUCGAGAUAUCUACAUACAGAGCUUUAAAAGCGACCGCUCGCGCGAUAUGGCCUGGAGUUUUCUAUGGAUUAGGCUUCGAGAAUUUUCCAUCGGAAAUAAAAAGCUUCUUCAGUAAGCUAGUGAACGGAAUAUGCGAGGAAAGGCAACACAAACCGACAUCCAGAAACGAUUUUAUAGAUCUAAUACUAGCUAUGAAGACAGAUGGUAAACUUACGUUUACUGGUGAUAAUAUUUGGGGUGAUAAGAAAAUUGAGCUUGAAGUUGACGAAGAUCUUAUAGUAGCUUUGGUAGUUGGUUUCUUUGCUGCGGGUUUCGAGACCUCAAGUACUACUUUAAGCAUGUGUUUAUACGAGUUAGCGAAGAAUGAAGAAGCUCAAGCGAAAGCGCAUGAAGAAAUCGAUGAAUAUUUGAAGAAAACUGAUGGUAAAAUCACUUAUGAAAGCAUAACUGAGAUGCCAUAUCUUAUGGCUUGUAUGGAGGAGACCAUUCGUCUUUAUCCAGUCCUAGGGGUGAUAACAAGGGAAGUGAUGGCAGACUACACGAUGCCUACAGGGGUGGUGUUGGAGAAGGGUUGUAGGGUGCACCUGCCGAUAUACCAUCUGAACCGGAAUCCGGAAUGGUUCGAGGAUCCGGAGUGUUUCCGUCCGGAGAGGCUGCAGGGGAAAGUGAGGCCGUACACGUUCAUGCCUUUUGGAGAGGGGCAGAGGAUUUGUAUCGGAUACCUCCUAGCCAAGAUGCAAGUGAUCUCCGGUUUGAUCUCGGUUCUCCGCAAGUACCGCGUGUCGCUCGCAGACGGGACGCCGCUCAAAUUAAAAAUGGAACCAAAGGCAACCGUUACACAGCCGACAGGAGGCGUCAAACUACGAUUUACUAAACGAAAGAAGUAAGAAUUAGUUAUGUAGAUUUGUCUAGUAUCAAAACCAGAUGUAUGUAGUAGUACCAUAUUAAAGCUACGCACACAUACCUGCGCACUUACCACGUGUCGUACGCAGACGGGACGCCGCUCAAAUUAAAAAUGGAACCGAAGACAACCGUUACACAGCCAAUUGGAGAUGUCAAACUACGAUUUACUAAGAGAGAGAACUAAUAAUUAGCUCUGAAGCAGUACCAUAUUAAAGCUACGCACCACAUAAGAUACCUGCGCAAGUACCACGUGUCGUAAGCAGACGGGACGCCGCUCAAAUUAAAAAUGGAACCGAAGACAACCGUUACACAGCCAAUUGGAUAUGCCAAACUACGAUUUACUAAGAGAGAGAACUAAUAAUUAGCUCUGAAGCAGUACCAUAUUAAAGCUACCUACCACUUAAGAUACCUGCGCAAGUACCUACCACGUGUCGUACGCAGACGGGACGCCGCUCAAAUUAAAAAUGGAACCGAAGACAACCGUUACACAGCCAAUUGGAGUUGUCAAACUUCGAUUUACUAAGAGAGAAAACUAAUAAUUAGCUCUGAAGCAGUACCAUAUUAAAGCUACGCACCACAUAAGAUACCUGCGCAAGUACCUACCACGUGUCGUACGCAGACGGGACGCCGCUCAAAUUAAAAAUGGAACCGAAGACAACCGUUACACAGCCAAUUGGAGGUGUUAAACAACGAUUUACUAAGAGAGAGAACUAAUAAUUAGCUCUGAAGCAGUACCAUAUUAAAGCUACGCACCACAUAAGAUACCUGCGCAAGUACCGCGUGUCGCUCGCAGACGGGACGCCGCUUAAAUUAAAAAUGGAACCGAAGGCAACCGUUACACAGCCUAUUGGGGGUGUCAAACUACGAUUUACUAAACGAUAGAAGUAGGGAAUAACAGUUUAUACGGUC